This is a messenger RNA of Strongylus vulgaris, 171 nucleotides long. Lineage: Eukaryota; Metazoa; Nematoda; Chromadorea; Rhabditida; Strongylidae. The record is from the annotation of a GenBank genome assembly.
AUGUCGAUUGACCUGGUGAAUGAUAAAAUUCUUGUGGUGCAGUUUUGCCCAGGUUGGGUACAGACUGACAUGGGCAACAUGAAUGGACGAACAGCUGCUAUAACUGUAGGCUGGCCGAACCAAGCUCUUGAAUUUGUAUUUGAAGAUUUUUUGGCAAUGGUUAUUGAUUAG